This is a messenger RNA of Dissoconium aciculare CBS 342.82, 1473 nucleotides long. RefSeq lists its product as uncharacterized. The transcript has 3 exons. The coding region runs from base 1 to 1473 and encodes 490 amino acids. The record is from RefSeq and is a predicted model, not a curated record. Lineage: Eukaryota; Fungi; Ascomycota; Dothideomycetes; Mycosphaerellales; Dissoconiaceae.
AUGUUGGAGGCCGCGCUGACGACCCUUGCAUCCGUCGCGGUACUAGGAGCUAUUGGCUAUGGUUAUACACGAUAUUAUAAACAGAUGGUCUUGAACAAAAUUGAAAAUGCUUUUGCUCCUGGUGACCCUGUACUAGAAAUGGCAGCCGCCGGCAGCCAGAAGACGGCAAAGUACGGCAAAGUGCUGGUUGACGAGGACAAGCGCCGUGAGCACUGGGUCCAACGCGAAGAACAAGCAUUGCUGGACGGCAUUGUUGCCGGCGAAAUCCGAGGACAGUACUAUUUAUUGGUAGGGGAAAAGGGCACUGGAAAGUCUAGCAUGCUACUCGACGCCAUGGCAAAGUUGGAUGGAGAGGGUUGUGCCAUGUUCGAUGCCCAUUCUGAUCCCGAGAUCUUCCGUAUUCGCAUCGGCAAGGCGCUGGAUUUCGAAUACCAUGAAGACAACAUCGGCUCGCUAUUCUCAAUACGCGGACCACGCGAUGCCAACGCACUCCUCGACGUCGAACGAGCAUUCAAUAAGUUGGAAAAAGUCGCCAUGAAGCGACGAGCGACGGUUGGAAGACCUCUCGUCUUGAUCAUGAACGCAAUGCAUCUCCUUCGAGACGACGAAGCUGGUCGCGAUCUGCUCGAGCUUUUGCAGCAGCGGGCUGAGCAAUGGGCGGCGAGUAACCUGGUGACUAUCAUAUUCAAUUCUGACGACUACUGGAUAUACGAGAGACUGAAGCAGUACGCCACGCGCAUGAAUGUGAUCAGGAUCCUGGACCUCUCCAAGAAACGAUCCCUGGCAGCACUACGAACCUACCGUCUGAAGCAUCUAGGCGAAGAUCCUGACCCAUCACUGUUGGAGCAGGUCUACGACAAAGUCGGUGGUCGAUUGGCCUUCCUUGGCAAGGUUGCGAAAGCAGAUGACAUGCUCAAAACUGCAGAUGAAAUCUGCGAGACCGAGAAAACGUGGUUCCUGAAUCAAUGUUGGAUUCUUGGCAUGCCCAUGGAUGACGAUGUCAUGGAAAAUCAGAAAUAUGCCUCAGCAGCGUGUGUGCUUGCCAAAGCGCUAGUAGAUCUCGAGAAGGAGAUGGAGUCGACAUAUGAUCCCGAGGAGGGGCACAUUUUGCCUGAAAUUGCUCUUCACAAAGCCAGACAGAUCAUGACAAGAGCAGACUUCAUCAAGAGCUAUGAUGCGAUCAACGUUUUCACCAUCGACAGCAAGGCUCGCGUCAGGGCCGACUCAGUCCCGAUGAUGAAUGCUUUCCGAGAGAUCUGCAACGAGGAAGGGUUUGAUGAGCUAUUGGAAGCGACUCUCGUCCGUAUCGGCGACAUUGAAUCACUCGGCCGCACCCGAGAAAUUACCAUCAAGGAUCUGUGGAAUAACGGCAAAUACAACAUCCAGAUGCAGGAUGCGAAAGGCAGACCAGCGGGAAGCUUGACGUUCCAUGUCAAGUCUGAGGAUGACGAAGACGCUGAGAGCAAGGACUGA